AUGGGCUGUGGUGCAUCCAGCGGGCCCGCGCCUGUCGCGCCGGUCGCGCCGGCGCCGCCGGCGGAGGCCGAUCUUGGAAUUUCACCCGCGAGGAUCGAAGCUGCGAGCCAAGGAGAUGAAAUUGCCCAGGAUGACUUCUUCAGACAGCUGUUUCGCUUCUCAGAAAACGGAGAUGAACAAAAGCUGUGUGAUCUACUGAACGCGUGGCCUGCGUCUGUGAAACAGCGUGGGGCUUGGGAGACCAGCGUCAACGCCGCGCGCUUUCAGCAGACCCGGGUCUUGCAGAACAUGUUGGACUUGGGCGUCGAUCCUCCGAUCGGCGAGGACGAUGAGGAGGUCAAUCCUUUGAUCAAGGCACUCCAGCGCGGCUAUUGGGACGUCGUUGGAGUGUUGGUGCCAAAGGCAUUGCAACACGACUUCUCUACAAAGCUCCUUGAAGAAUCUAUGUUGGACUUCGUGGUGGCAGGUGACUAUAACACGCUCAGGAGGUUCAUGAAGUCCUUCCAGAUUCCAGGCAGCGGCAAACUGCUUUGUGCCGCUUUGUUGCUGAGUCCUGACAAUCUUGGCCCAAUUGCAGACGAGAUGGUUUCCAUGAUCGUGGAGCAUAUGGAUGAUUUCAACAAACCCAGCUCGUUCACGCCUGAUGCUAAGAAGGUUAAGGUUGGAUGGGAGAGCUUUUCGCCCAUUCAUGCUGCAUGUCGGGCCAAAAAGACUUUCAACCGCAAGCUGAUUCAAUCCUUGAUCGACAAAGAAGUGGUCCUCUCGGAAUGGGGCACCGAGAUGUUUGCGGAGACGAACUGGGGGGGGGAAAAGGCACAGCAAGACCUUUGCAAAGCGAUUGCCCCUGCACUAUGCAGCAGAAAACCAUCAUUCCUCCUUCAAGAUCAUUGA
Durusdinium trenchii is the source of this 891-nucleotide messenger RNA. The record is from the annotation of a GenBank genome assembly. NCBI's taxonomy places the organism in Eukaryota, Dinophyceae, Suessiales, Symbiodiniaceae.